Messenger RNA from Ricinus communis (castor bean), 1634 nucleotides. RefSeq names its product homeobox protein knotted-1-like 3. Gene Ontology annotation, cellular component: nucleus. Lineage: Eukaryota; Viridiplantae; Streptophyta; Magnoliopsida; Malpighiales; Euphorbiaceae. Gene Ontology annotation, molecular function: DNA binding. Gene Ontology annotation, biological process: regulation of DNA-templated transcription. The coding region runs from base 214 to 1224 and encodes 336 amino acids. The transcript has 6 exons. The record is from RefSeq and is a predicted model, not a curated record.
CUCUCUCUCUCUCUUUCUCCAUUUUUCUUCUUCCUUUCUUUGUCAACACCUAAACAGAAGACACAAAUUUCUCUGCAAAACCUCCAUAAGAAACCAAACUAACACCUGCGCCAAUACAAAAGCUACAAUUUGUUCAACUGGGUCGUUAUUAGUUUUCUGAAUGCUGUGUUAAAAAGGAUAAAAAAGAAAGUUUCUUGCUUGUAUGCAAAAGAAAUGGCUUUUCAAGAUCAUAUUACACAACAAGAAAUAUCUUUUCAAACACCACUCUCAGCCUCCGCUUCCUCCUCCGCUUCUGCCGGUCCUACGUGGCUUAGCAAAGCAGUACUCAUGAGAAACGACGAUGUCUUGGGUCGGAACCGAAGUCACAAAAACGACAAUAAUGGUGGCCAAGAAGAGUUUUUUGAUGGUAGUGAGGAUAAUAAUAACUGGGAGAGAGCUAAAAGUAAAGCGGAGAUAUUGGGACAUCCGUUAUAUGAACAGUUAUUGGCGGCGCAUGUGGCCUGUUUAAGAAUAGCGACACCAGUUGACCAGUUGGCCAGGAUUGAUACACAGUUAGCUCAAUCUCAAGAAGUUGUGGCUAAGUAUUCUGUUCUUGGUAAUGGUCAAGUUAUUGAUGAGAAAGAGCUUGAUCAGUUCAUGACACAUUAUGUUCUAUUACUCUGUUCCUUUAAAGACCAAUUGCAACAACAUGUCCGAGUUCAUGCUAUGGAGGCAGUAAUGGCUUGCUGGGAGCUCGAACAAUCUCUGCAAAGCUUGACAGGUGCAUCCUUGGGUGAAGGCACAGGUGCAACAAUGUCCGACGAUGAUGAUGAUCAGGCAGAUAGUGACGCCAACUUGUAUGAUGGAAGUCUGGAGGGGCUAGAUUGCAUGGGGUUUGGUCCUCUUGUGCCCACUGAAACUGAGAGGUCCUUGAUGGAGCAUGUGAGAAAAGAAUUAAAGCAUGAGCUGAAACAGGAUUACAAAGAGAAGAUUGUGGACAUAAGAGAAGAAAUUCUCCGUAAGAGAAGGGCUGGAAAAUUGCCAGGAGAUACCACCUCCCUCUUAAAAGCAUGGUGGCAAUCGCAUGCCAAGUGGCCAUAUCCAACUGAGGAAGACAAAGCAAGGUUGGUGCAGGAAACAGGCUUGCAGUUGAAGCAGAUAAAUAACUGGUUCAUAAACCAAAGGAAAAGGAAUUGGCAUAGCAGCCCUUCAGGAUCUACUAUUAAGAGCAAGCGCAAGAAGUGAUAACAGUUUGUCCUCAUCUGAAGCAAUUCACCAUCAGAGCACUCAAGGGAUAUUUGCAAGGAGAAAGACUUGAUUGAUAAGAAUAGAUUAGAAGUUCUGUUUGGAUAUAUCCUCAUACAGUAAAGUAAAUCCUAGUAAGAGUGGCUGCUCUUCAUUUACUAGAGAUAAAUUAAACUUCGUACACCUUUUGAUUCUAGUUGACAGGUAUAUAGUUGAAGAUAUGCCGAGGCAUAUGAUGCCCUAGUUUUAAAAUAUUAGCAGAUUAGAUUGGGGAACAGUUUUAGUUUAGCUAGCUUCUUUCUGCCACAGGCCUGUAAUAGUUUUGCAGUAUUUGGUAUAUGCUUAUAUUUGUGAUGAGAACAGCUGCAAAAUAUUGGUUUAUAAUGCAAGUAUUUGUUUUACAUUCUAAA